Molecule: messenger RNA, 1023 nt
Organism: Laccaria bicolor S238N-H82
Lineage: Eukaryota; Fungi; Basidiomycota; Agaricomycetes; Agaricales; Hydnangiaceae
Product: glycoside hydrolase family 18 protein
Exons: 2
Coding region: 6-977 (323 amino acids)
Biological process (GO): carbohydrate metabolic process
Cellular component (GO): extracellular region
Molecular function (GO): chitinase activity
Source: RefSeq, a predicted model, not a curated record
AGACAAUGCCGCCUUCGACUGUACCUCCUGCCUUAAAUCGUGUUGUCGCCUAUUAUCAGACACAGUACAAUAAUAACAAGUACUGUUCCCCGACGCCAUUGACACCUGUCGUUACCCAUCUCAUCAUUGCUGCAUUUCACCUAUUUGCCGAUAAAGAUGGUACCAUGUUGAUCCACCUCAAUGACGUCUCCCCCGAGGACUCUUCCUUUACGCAGAUGUGGACUGACGUCGCACAAAUGCAGAAAAGCGGCGUCAAGGUCAUGGGCAUGUUGGGUGGAGCAGGUACAGGAUCGUAUGAAAGUCUGAGUAAGGACUUUGCCGAUUACUAUCAUCUGCUUUCGACGUGCAUAACAAACCACGGACUCGAUGGAUUCGAUCUCGACAUCGAAGAAACCGACAGCCUCGACAAUGUUGUAAAGCUCAUCCAGCAACUCAGGUCGGACUUUGGCGAAGAUUUCAUUAUCACCUUGGCCCCUGUAGCCAGCGCGCUCAAGGGCGGGGAGGAUCCUUUCAGUGGUAUCAACUACAGCGACCUUGAGAAGAAUUACGGCGAUGCCAUCGACUGGUAUAACGCUCAAUUCUACUCGGGCUACGGGUCGAUGAAGGAUACGACAGAUUACGACGCCAUCGUAACGGGUUGUCCCUUGGACCCAAGCAGGUUAGUAGCCAUCAUCCUCACGAACAAGGACAAUGGCACUGGGUGGGUGGAGUUGGAUACUGUGAAGUCAACGGUGCGGAAGUUAUUGCAGCAGUACAGUGGUCGCAAGUAUGCUGGUCGAUUCGGAGGGAUAGCAGGUUGGGAGUAUUUCAAUUCGGAGCCGGAUUUGAACGAGCCUUGGACAUGGGCAACGGUGAUGAAGGUGGCGAUGGUUAACUGGAAGGAGGUCCUUGCGUUGAAGUCCCCUGAUGCCACUAGCGAAUCUUCAACCACACAACGUGUCACAGAUGUCUCCGACGUACAGUCCCACUUUAACUGAGUUACGCACUUCUGUCAAGCUACCAAUAAAAUUUAACCUCUGGGCU